GUUUGGUUUCCAAGUGUGAAUUCAAGACUAAGAAGAAAUCCAACAAUCUCCAUUAUCAAUUUUUUUUAUUAACUUUUUGACUAAACCAGUAGAGAGAGAGAGAGAAAGACAGCAAAUUUGGUUGACUCUAACAAACCAAUAUCAUCAAAGUCAAGCAGUUGAAAAUUCUUCAAUUUCAUCAUCUCCAAUUCUUAAUCUCUCUGCUUCUUCUUUCUUCACAACUUGAAACAGAACACAAAACCCUUGAUGAGGGAAUAAAAAAAGGAGAUCUCUUUCUCAAUCAAACAAAACAAAAUGAAGAAAGAACCUGUCCAUAUCCUUCCUCUGUACCUUCCAUGUCUCUUGAUGUUUCUUCUUUCAUCACUCCGUCAAAUCACCGGAGACGCAAGGGCUAGAGCCGUUAAAGUCACUUGCUCACCUUUGCUUGAGCACAACGAAACCGCUUAUGUCCCAAAUUUCGUAGCCACAAUGGAGAAAAUCAGCACACAAGUACAAACUUCCGGUUUUGGAGUUGCUCUCACCGGUACAGGACCAGACGCUAACUAUGGUCUUGCGCAGUGCUAUGGUGAUCUUCCUUUAAACGAUUGUGUACUCUGUUACGCGGAAGCAAGGACGAUGCUUCCGCAGUGUUAUCCUCAGAACGGAGGUAGAAUCUUUCUUGAUGGAUGUUUUAUGAGAGCUGAGAAUUAUAGUUUCUAUAAUGAAUACAAAGGACCUGAAGAUAGCAUCGUAUGUGGAAACACGACGAGAAAGAAUAAGACUUUUGGUGAUGCGGUGAGACAAGGGCUGAGAAAUGCUGUUACUGAGGCUUCUGGGACUGGAGGGUACGCUCGUGCGUCUGCAAAGGCGGGUGAAUCUGAAUCUGAAUCAGCGUUUGUGUUGGCGAAUUGUUGGAGAACUUUGAGUCCUGAUUCUUGUAAACAGUGUUUGGAGAAUGCCUCUGCUUCUGUGGUUAAAGGAUGUUUGCCAUGGUCAGAAGGACGUGCGCUUCACACUGGAUGUUUCCUUCGGUACUCUGAUCAAGAUUUCUUGAAUAAGAUACCAAGAAACGGAAGAUCAAGAGGCUCUGUGGUAGUGAUUGUGGUGUCAGUACUUAGCUCUGUGGUUGUCUUCAUGAUUGGAGUAGCAGUAAGUGUUUAUAUCUGCAAACGUCGGACCAUAAAGAGGAAGAGAAGAGGAUCAAAAGAUGUUGAGAAAAUGGCGAAAACACUAAAAGACAGUAGCUUGAAUUUCAAAUACUCAACACUAGAGAAAGCCACAGGUUCUUUUGACAACGCGAACAAGCUUGGACAAGGCGGAUUUGGAACUGUCUAUAAGGGGGUUCUUCCAGACGGAAGAGAUAUCGCUGUGAAGCGGUUAUUCUUUAACAACAGACAUAGAGCAACCGAUUUCUACAAUGAAGUCAACAUGAUCAGCACUGUUGAACAUAAGAACCUUGUUAGGCUGCUUGGUUGCAGCUGCUCAGGACCAGAGAGUCUCCUUGUCUAUGAAUACCUUCAGAACAAGAGCCUUGAUCGAUUCAUCUUUGACGUGAACAGAGGGAAAACAUUAGACUGGCAGAGAAGAUACACGAUCAUCGUUGGAACCGCUGAAGGAUUGGUGUAUCUGCAUGAGCAGUCGUCUGUGAAAAUUAUUCACAGAGACAUAAAAGCAAGUAAUAUUCUGCUAGAUUCAAAGCUUCAAGCUAAAAUCGCCGAUUUUGGUCUGGCGAGAUCAUUCCAGGACGAUAAGAGCCAUAUUAGCACUGCCAUUGCAGGGACCUUAGGUUAUAUGGCUCCGGAGUACUUAGCACAUGGUCAGCUAACAGAGAUGGUAGACGUUUACAGCUUUGGAGUUCUUGUACUAGAGAUUGUAACUGGAAAACAGAACACCAAAAGCAAAAUGUCAGAUUACUCAGACAGUUUGAUCACAGAGGCAUGGAAGCAUUUUCAGUCAGGAGAGUUGGAGAAAAUAUAUGAUCCAAACCUCGAUUGGAAGAGUCAGUAUGACAGUCACAUCAUCAAGAAAGAGAUAGCAAGAGUUGUUCAAAUAGGGCUAUUGUGCACUCAAGAGAUCCCUUCGCUAAGACCACCGAUGUCUAAGUUAUUACAUAUGCUAAAGAACAAAGAGGAGGUCUUGCCAUUGCCGAGUAAUCCUCCGUUUAUGGAUGAAAGAGUCAUGGAACUUCGAGAUGGUUCUGAUGGUGAUUCAGCUGGUUGUGCAUCUCUUGCCACUGUCUCACAAAGUUCCUUUUAUGGUAGAUGAGCUUUGAAGAAGUGUAUAAGAAGAAGAGAAUACAAAAUCUUUGAUCUUUGAGCAGAAACUAAAAUUUUGUGUAUAAACCAGUGAGAGAAGCUAGAUAGUAUAGGUAAGUUAUAUCUUAUGUAUCAUACUUGAUAACAAAAAAAAAGUACUCAAUAAUUC
This is a messenger RNA of Arabidopsis thaliana (thale cress), 2403 nucleotides long. It is a transcript of the gene CRK2, whose product is annotated as cysteine-rich RLK (RECEPTOR-like protein kinase) 2. The record is from RefSeq and is marked reviewed. Lineage: Eukaryota; Viridiplantae; Streptophyta; Magnoliopsida; Brassicales; Brassicaceae. Gene Ontology annotation, molecular function: ATP binding; protein serine kinase activity; protein kinase activity. The transcript has 7 exons. Bases 295 to 2244 code for a protein of 649 amino acids. Gene Ontology annotation, cellular component: membrane.